Messenger RNA from Xiphophorus hellerii (green swordtail), 2706 nucleotides. Its product is annotated as tripartite motif-containing protein 16-like. The transcript has 2 exons. NCBI's taxonomy places the organism in Eukaryota, Metazoa, Chordata, Actinopteri, Cyprinodontiformes, Poeciliidae. The record is from RefSeq and is a predicted model, not a curated record. Bases 220 to 1902 code for a protein of 560 amino acids. Gene Ontology annotation, molecular function: zinc ion binding; protein binding.
UUUAAACUAUUUCUCCUUUCAGACUGUAAGUCUGACAUUCCCCCUUUUUCUUCCUGCUUUCAUGCAGUACCAGUCAUUCCACAUUCAACCUUUUCCUAGAAGUGACAGCUGGGGUAGUAAAUACGUAGGUGCCAGACCUGACAGACAACAUUCUUUAAUAAACAAAAGCUUAGAAUAUAUUCUCACAGAGUGAAACUCACAGUCAGUUUGACUGGAGAAAUGGAGCAACGUCUUAUGGACCAGGAGACAUUCUCUUGUUCGAUCUGCCUGGAUCUAUUGAGUAAUCCAGUGACUACUUCCUGUGGACACAGCUACUGUUUCACCUGCAUUAAGAUUCACUGGGAUCAAGAGGAUCAGAGAGGAAUCCACAGCUGCCCUCAGUGCAGAAGGACUUUUAAAACAAGACCUGACCUGUGUAAAAACACCAUCCUGUCAGCUUUAGUGGAGCAACUAAAGAAGACUGGACCCCAAGCUGCUCCUGCUGAUCACCGUUAUACUGGACAUGAAGAUGUGGCCUGUGAUUUCUGCACUGGGAGAAACCUGAAAGCCAUCAAGUCCUGUUUAGUCUGUCUGGCCUCUUACUGUGAGAAACACCUUCAGCCUCAUUAUGAUGUGGCUCCUUUAAAGAAACACAAGCUGGUGGAGCCGUCCAAGAACCUCCAGGAGAACAUCUGCUCUAAGCAUGGUGAGGUGAUGAAGAUGUUCUGCCACACUGAUCAGAAGCGUAUCUGUAGUCUCUGUUUACUAGAUGAACAUAAAGGCCACAACAUAAUUUCAGCUGCAGCAGAAAGGACUGAGAGGCAGAGAGAGCUGGAGGAGAGACGAGGAAACAUCCAGCAGAGAAUCCAGGACAGAGAGAAAGAUGUGAAGCUGCUUCAACAGGAGGUGGAGGCCAUCAAUCACUCUGCUGAUAAAACAGUGGAGGACAGUGAGAAGAUCUUCACUGAGCUGAUCCGUCUCCUCCAGAAAAGAAGCUCUGAUGUGAAGCAGCAGAUCAGAUCCCAGCAGGAAACUGAAGUGAGUCGAGUCAAAGAUGUUCAGGAGAAGCUGGAGCAGGAGAUCACUGAGCUGAAGAGGAAAGACGCUGAGCUGGAGCAGCUCUCACACACAGAGGAUCACAACCAGUUUCUCCUCAACUACCCCUCACUGCCAGCACUCAGUGAGUCUACACACUCAUCCAGCAUCAACAUCCGUCCUCUGAGACACUUUGAGGACGUGGCAGCAGCUGUGUCAGAGCUCAGAGAGAAACUACAGGACGUCCUGAGAGACUCAUGGACAAACAUCUCACUGAUGGUCACUGAGGUGGAUGUUCUACUGUCAGAACCAGAACCAAAGAGCAGAGCUGGAUUCUUAAAAUAUUCACGUGAAAUCACACUGGACCCAAACACAGCUCAUAUACAACUGUUACUAUCAGAGGGAAGUAGAAAGGCAACAGUGAUGGAACAACAUCAGUCUUAUUUUAGUCACCUAAACAGAUUCAGUGAAUAUACUCAGGUUCUGAGUAGAGAGAGUCUGACUGGACGUUGUUACUGGGAGGUGGAGAGAAGAGGGAGAGUUUAUGUAGCAGUUGCAUACAAGAAUAUCAGCAGAGAAGGAGAUGAUAGUAUAUUUGGAUGUAAUGACAAAUCUUGGGCAUUAGACUGUUACCAAAACAAGUAUAUCUUCUGGUAUAACAACAACUCAACCUCCGUCUCAGGUCCAGUUUCCUCCAGAGUGGGAGUGUACCUGGAUCACAGAGCAGAUAUUCUGUCCUUCUACAGCGUCUCUAAAACCAUGACUCUGAUCCACACAGUCCAGACCAGAUUCACUCAGCCGCUGCUGGCUGGGAUACGACUGUAUGAAACUGGAGACUCUGCUGAGUUCUGUCAAUUCAGACAGGUCAGAAAGUUUCCUGUGUUUUAAUGUGAGAGAAAGAAAAGCCUGAUAUCUGCAGGGAAAUGAUAUUCUACUGUGCAGCAGCUCAGAGAAGCAAAGGGCAAAGUUCUCUACAUUACUAUCAGAGGGAUUCAUAUUUUUUAAUAAAUGUGAUUCAGUUAACAGAGACGUUCAUUAAAUUGUUGAUGAUAUUACCAAGGAUUACAACCUCCACUGAUCAGUCACUCAGUUUAGUUUUUAAUUAAAACAAAAUGACAGAGGCUGAGCUAAAUAUGUAUCUGUUGUAUAUAUAUUUUUUAUUUUAUUUCAAUAUUGUAACAUCAGUUCUUCUUCUCUCCAUGAAAGCAGUCUGUGUUCCUACAGAUAUUUGUUUGAAGUUGUUUUAUUGUCAGCUGGAACACUGAAUUAACAAAGUUUCCCUUAUAUGGUUCCCAGGAUCUCCGAGUAAUUUUAUGCUUUGCUACAUGAGUAAAUUCAAUCAAAGCCCAGUUACUCGAUUACAUUUCGUUCUACUUUAGGUUCAGUGUGGUUCUUUAACAACGUAAGAAAAUAAUGCUCUGAUUUUUUUGUUCAGUUCAAAACAAAAUUUAGAUUUUAUCAGAUUUACAUUUAAAAUGAUUUUCAAACAAGGACAUCUAUUAAUCUAUCAUGAAUACAAGGAUCAUCGAUUUUGAACAAAAUGAAUCCAGUCAGAAGAAACAUGUUGGUCUGAUUGUAAUUAAACCUCAAUCUCUAAGACAGGGGUGUCAAACUCCAGUCCUCAAGGGCCGGUGUCCUCCAACUUUUAGAUGUGCCUCUGCUGCACCACACCUGAAUAGAAUAAUUAGGUCA